Penicillium odoratum is the source of this 1335-nucleotide messenger RNA. RefSeq lists its product as uncharacterized. The record is from RefSeq and is a predicted model, not a curated record. NCBI's taxonomy places the organism in Eukaryota, Fungi, Ascomycota, Eurotiomycetes, Eurotiales, Aspergillaceae. Bases 1 to 1335 code for a protein of 444 amino acids. The transcript has a single exon.
AUGGAUUCACUAGUUGAAAUCGUGCAUCGUCGUGAACUAGCUUCUCUAGAAGAUGAAGAUCUUGUCCGGCUACUCUACACCCAAUUUGGCCCAGAGAUCGAUCACUUAAAACGUGUCCCACCUGCAGUCGAAGGCGACGAAACUACCUCAGGAAAUCUCUCCAACAAUGCACUAAGUCCAUCGAGGCUGCUAUUCAAUGAGGAUUUCGAUGAAGUGAAUCGCUCAAUCACCAACGUCCGCGCCUUGAAAUGGGUACUUGCGAAUGACUAUAACGCCUUUGUCGCGAACCAACCCCCUCCUGUCAAAUUAUCCCUGGAGACCUUCCAGUCUUUAAAACACCAAGCAGACUCCUUCCUAGAGGACACCGAUCAACUCCUCGCUUUGAUCGUUGCGCUUGUUAUCGGCGAUAUAGGAAAAGAUCCAUAUCUAUCCGACGAGAUCUCCGCUCGCAAGGGUACAGAUAAAACCGACCACGAAAACCACGAUGAAUUACUCGCCGAAGCUGUCGCAUGCGGAAUCCUCGAUAGUCCACUCAGUAUACUAUCCGACGCCCGGCGCGCAGAUGUGAUUCUCGGAGUGGAUGUCGGAGCAACCCUCAACAUCCCACAAUUGAUGCAAGGCGAGAAUAUCCCCGGAAGCUUACAGCCUAUUCUCAAGUUCCGAGGCCAUCCCGAGGCGUUUCAUCUCAAAUAUCUCGAAAUCAUCUUCGACGUGUCUGGCGCAGGCGGACAUCGCGAUAGUUGUGGUGCGAAGAGGAUGAUCGAACCCGUUUGUCAAUCUUAUUUGCAAGCCUGGCCUAUCCUGAAGAGUAUAAUUACCGAUAAUACCUCGCUACGUGAAGCGUAUGAUCAUGUCUUGCGGAAUCGUGGACAGUUGGUUGUUGAGCAGGGCUUCCCACUCUUGUCUACCGCUGAUCCUGUGGAACGGGCGUUACUUCGUCUUUUCGCUAUGGGUCGAGUGGCAGAUCGAUCGAUAGCGGAGCAAGUCCAAGAAGCUUUUCUAGACUUACCGGAGUUUACGCGUGAUGCACUUGUUAAGGGGCUGAAUGUUGACGGGGUGGAUGAUGGCCAGGCGGUGCUGCUUUAUUAUAGCCCUGCUUUAUUUGCGGAGACAAAUCGUGCUAUGCGCGAUGCUUCUCCGGGUGCAAGAGUCGUUGCGUUUCAGAGUAUUAUGGGCUUUAUGGCUCGGACGUAUGGUGGUUCACGAUCACAGCCUGGUCAUGAGGGUUCUAUUCUUGAGCGCGAUGUCUCACCUGCUAUUGAGGUUGUGCGUGAUCCGGCAUUUUGCUCUAAUCCACACAUUCUGGAUGAGUAUACGUUACCUGUAGAUACAUAG